This is a messenger RNA of Tinamus guttatus (white-throated tinamou), 1081 nucleotides long. The record is from RefSeq and is a predicted model, not a curated record. Lineage: Eukaryota; Metazoa; Chordata; Aves; Tinamiformes; Tinamidae.
AUGUGCGGGGCUCCGCUCCGGCCCCGGCGCCAGGGGGACGGGGCGGAGGACAUGGCGGCGCACGUGGGGGCGUCGCGCACGCCGCAGGAGGUGAUGGAGCACUACGUGAGCAUGUACAUCCACGGCAACCUGGGCAAGGCCUGCAUCCCCGACACCAUCCCCAACCGCGUCACGGACCACACGUGCCCCAGCGGGGGGCCGCUCUCGCCCAGCCUCACCACGCCGCUGCCGCCGCUCGACAUCUCGGUGGCCGAGCAGCAGCAGCUGGGCUACAUGCCGCUGCGCGACGACUACGAGAUCGAGUACGACCAGGACGCCGAGACGCUCAUCAGCGGCCUCUCCGUCAACUACGAUGACGAGGACGUGGAGAUAGAGCUGAAGCGGGCGCACGUGGACAUGUAUGUGCGGAAGCUCAAGGAGAGGCAGCGGCGCAAGAACAUUGCCCGCGACUAUAACCUGGUGCCUGCCUUCCUGGGCAAGGAGAAGAAGGAGAAGGAGAAAGCUCCCAAGCGCAAGAUCACAAAGGAAGAGAAGGAGCCGAGGCUGAAGCUGCGGCCCCUCUAUCAGUUCAUGUCAUGCAAGGAGUUCGAAGACUUCUUUGAGAACAUGCACAAGGAGCGAGUGCUGCGGGCAAAGAUCCGGGAGCUGCAGCGGUAUCGGCGGAAUGGGAUCACCAAGAUGGAGGAGUCGGCGGAGUAUGAGGCAGCAAGGCACAAACGGGAAAAGAGAAAGGAAAACAAAAACAUAGCAAAUGCCAAGAAGGGCAAGGAAGAUGGGAAAGAAGGAGAAUUUGCUGCCAUUGAAAACCUGCCUGGGUUUGAACUCUUAUCGGACAGAGAAAAGGUGCUCUGCAGCUCCCUGAAUCUGAGCCCUGCACGCUAUGUAACUGUGAAAAGUAUAAUCAUUAAAGACCACCUCCAAAAGAGACAAGGAAUCCCCUCAAAGAGUCGCCUUCCCAGUUACUUAGAUAAGGUACUGAAGAAAAGAAUUUUAAACUUUUUGACAGAAAGCGGUUGGAUAUCCAGGGAUGCCUCAUGAAAUUCAGCUCACCUGAAAACCCCCUCCAAGGUGCCCUGUGGCC